Lottia gigantea (owl limpet) is the source of this 887-nucleotide messenger RNA. RefSeq lists its product as hypothetical. The coding region runs from base 84 to 527 and encodes 147 amino acids. Gene Ontology annotation, biological process: ubiquitin-dependent protein catabolic process; protein polyubiquitination. NCBI's taxonomy places the organism in Eukaryota, Metazoa, Mollusca, Gastropoda, Lottiidae. The record is from RefSeq and is a predicted model, not a curated record. Gene Ontology annotation, molecular function: ubiquitin conjugating enzyme activity. The transcript has 5 exons. Gene Ontology annotation, cellular component: nucleus.
GCAAGGGAACUUGGGCGAAUUGAGAAAGAGGCAUCCGUGUUUGUCACAUUUUCUUAAAUUUAGGCAGUCUUCUUACACACAAAAUGGCUUUAAAACGAAUCAAUAAGGAAUUACAAGAUUUGGGUCGAGAUCCCCCAGCACAAUGUUCUGCAGGUCCAGUUGGAGAUGACUUAUUUCACUGGCAAGCAACUAUAAUGGGACCGCCAGAAAGUCCGUACCAAGGUGGUGUUUUUUUCUUAUCUAUACACUUUCCUACAGAUUAUCCCUUUAAACCACCAAAAGUAACUUUUACAACUAAAAUAUAUCAUCCCAACAUAAACAGUAAUGGUAGUAUUUGUCUGGACAUACUUCGUAGUCAAUGGUCACCUGCUCUAACUAUUUCUAAAGUUCUCCUAUCAAUUUGUUCGUUAUUAACAGAUCCAAAUCCAGAUGACCCUUUAGUUCCAGAAAUUGCUCGUACCUAUAAAAAUGACAGACUAAAAUAUUCAGAGCAGGCCAAGGAAUGGACCAAAAAAUAUGCUAUGUAAUAAAUGGGAUAUUAUCUUAUGUAGUGAAAUGGAGGGGUGGGGGUUAUACGUUGUAUUGCAAUUCUUCUUACAAGUUGGAAUUCUAAAUUUGAAAUAGAAAAGUCAGUAAAAAAAAACAAGCGAUUCAAAAUAUGAUCAGUACUAUUUUCCUUGGGUUCUAUUUCUGACCAAGUACUGCAUAACCAAGACUAUGCUAUAAACUCUUUCAGUCAUCCUAUUUUCCCUUUUUGUCACAAAUUAUUUUAGAAAAAUGUUCAAGAAUUGGUCUGUAGCACAGAUUUUCUGACUUUAAUUUAUAUGAUGUCUAUUGUCUGUGCCAAUUGUUUGUAAAAAUAAUUUUGUAAUAUAUUUAGAACUGAG